AUGACACGAAAGGUCUCGAAUUUCUCCGAUCUGAUCCAAAGGGUCACCGCCUCCUGCCUCCUCCACCCCCUCGCCACCGCGGCUAAGGAGGACGAAAACUCGCCAUACGACUCUGAGGAGAACCGGAACGAGGAGUACGAGGAAGAUGAAGAGAAUGAGGAGUACGAGGAGGAAGAGUACGAGGAAGAGAGAGCGGUGGGGCCUUUGAAGGCUCUGAAAGUGAAGCAGAUUGAGGCGCUGAUGGAGGAGGUGUUCGAAACGGUGUCGUCGAUGAAGAGGGCGUAUGUGAGGCUGCAGGAGGCGCAUUCGCCGUGGGACCCGGAGAGGAUGCGGGCUGCUGACGUGGCGGUGGUGGCGGAGCUCCGGAAGCUAGCCGUGCUGAGGGAGCGAUUCCGGCGGAGCGGGGGCGGGGAAGGGAGGAGGAAGGGGAGGAAGAGAGGUGGUGGGGUGGCGUCGGUGAGGGAGGUAGUGGCGCCGUACGAGGCGGUGGUGGAGGAGCUGAAGAAGGAGGUGAAGGUGAAGGAUUUGGAGGUGAAGAAUCUGAGGGAGAAGCUUGAUAGUGCUGUUGCUCUCUCUAGUAAUGGGAGUGGUGAAAAGAAGCCUGGGAGGUCUUUGUCUAAGAGAAAACUGGGAAUUCAAGGUACAUUAUGCUAUAUGCAUCCCCCUUGA
This is a messenger RNA of Sphenostylis stenocarpa, 669 nucleotides long. The record is from the annotation of a GenBank genome assembly. Lineage: Eukaryota; Viridiplantae; Streptophyta; Magnoliopsida; Fabales; Fabaceae.